Cantharellus anzutake is the source of this 1425-nucleotide messenger RNA. RefSeq lists its product as uncharacterized. The transcript has 2 exons. Lineage: Eukaryota; Fungi; Basidiomycota; Agaricomycetes; Cantharellales; Hydnaceae. The record is from RefSeq and is a predicted model, not a curated record. Bases 273 to 1148 code for a protein of 291 amino acids.
CAUCACUCCCUAAAUUUUGUCCGCCCCAGUGCGCCCCAGUGCAAGACCACGAUUCGAGCCGAUAAGAUCAAAGCCACAAGGAAUAUGGGUGGUUGUUUUCUCUGCAGAAUCCGUCACAAAGUAUUUUUUAUCCUAUUUUUAUUGCUAAUAAUUCCGUGUCUGUCGCUUAUGUCUUGCCUCCUCUUCAGCCAUGCAAUCAACCCCCGUUGGACGAGGAUUGCUGCACCUGCAAACGGCUCCGACUUUUUUGUCCGAGGGGCUACAGGGAGGACAUGCUACCCUGGCUCGCCGGCGAUCACGCCGAAAGGACGGUAAUGCGUUUUAUUAAAGAUUGGACUAAACGGAGAAUGUAUCGGCGCAACACCGGGCAGCCGCCGCCUGACCUGCAAUGGUUGUUUUUGAAAAUGGAACAUGCCUUCUUGCAAAGAGGCCAACCAGCACAACGGGGAGAUCGAGUAGUUUCUCGUUCUGGUAGCGACCGCAUUUGCUGGCCAGAGUCGGGCCUCCACCCCUUUGCGGACAUUUGCAGAAGUAGCAACAGUAAUUACACGGCUCAAAGAGAAAAUGAAUACUCGAGCAUGCAAUCUGAUUCAAGCGUUCCCGACGUUUCGAGGGUAACUUAUACUUCACCAAAGCCCCUUGAUUCGGACGUCCCUGUUUUUUUAGGCAAAUUCCACCGCUCCAGGCAGCGUCUGACGGAGGAUUACAUACGAGUACAGGAUGAUGGAACGGCAUUCCCUCCUUACGACGUCAGGCCGUUCGAUCCACAUCCCAUCACAUACGACGACUCUCGAUUCUCAUUUGAGUCAAACGUAGCAUCCCUUCCUCAUCCUGUAAUCCCUGGCACCUCUGUCCAAAAGCCCCAUCACGUUCGAGACCAUGCGCCUGCGUUGGUAUGGCCAUUAGGUGCCGUGCUCAUCCCAGGGCCUAUCGCUCUUAAUCCAGAGCUCAUGAUAGAGUUGAACCAGCCAUCCCUCCCAGUCAUCCCGACCCGCUUCCCCGCCCGUCACCACUUCCCUGCGUCAGGUCACGUCAAUACUUACUUUGAUUGCUCUCGGGGUCGGCCAGGACUUUCCAGAGAAAAUCGACUUAACCCUGAACCCUCGAACAAAGCCGCCGCUGAUGACAUCCCUGGCCACUAUCUAUAAGCAGGGCUCCUUUUAAAUCGCGGGCAGCAAGGGCAUGAAGCUACGGGGGACUCUGCUGUUGGCGAUCCCUCUCGCUUGGCGCCUUGGUUCUGUAGUUCCACCAUUGCCAUCCCCCUACCCUUUACUUGCGCAUAAGUUUUGUACAGGACAAACCUAUCUAUCAGAUCCCCAUUUCUACUCCGUAUCCCAAAAGCUACUCGCCAAAGGAACCCAGGAUUCCGGGCGCUGGCACAUCCGACUCGGUCGCGGCUCUUGUGGCACACCCGCGAUGCACGCC